CUGGGAGUUAGUUAAUACAUCCACUAACGACAAUGAUACCUUUAACAAAAACUUAAAAACAGAGAAAUACUACAAUGAUACAUUACAGGCAAUAAUAACAAAAAAUGAUGCACUUUUUCCAAAUACAACGCCUCGAUUUCAAAGCAAAGUCUCUAUUUUAAGGAACUUAACUGAAAUUAUUAAAAAAUAUUCUCAAAAUACUACCGAUAAACCAUUGAAACAAACAGAAAGUACUGAAAAACCUGAGGAACGUCAUGGUACCAAUAAAAUGACAGGAUCGGUUGAAGUGGUUCUUGAGGAUGAAAUUCAAACUACUACUGCAAAUGUCAUUACAUUAUUACCAGCUAAAUCUAAUUUAAGUGGAAACCGCCCGCUGAGACCGCGACCAAAAAUAAAAUCAACAUCACAAAACACAAAGGAGAGUUUACGAAGCUUCAUUAACGGUGAUUUAAACACACAAAAAAUAAAUAACGGUCUUAGCACAGAACAUUAUGAAGCUGUUGACUCACAUAAUUCAGAAAUUAUAACAUACUCUCCACUAGCUGAAGCGGAAACUGUAGACGUAUUUACAACAGUCGCUGAUAGUAUGAGAGUAACAUCCGAGAAUGUUCCAAGUAAUAAUCGACUACCUAAAAAAAGCGAAGAUUUGAAUUCUGAAGAUUCAAACAACAUUCAAGUGACGAAUGUACCUGAGGGUACAUAUAGAGUCUCUUAUCAUGUAACGGGAAGCGUAAGCAGUAAACAGGCAAAUAAGACACAAAGUUUGCCUGCAUACGAGCUUGCUCUGGAACCAGAUGUAGUAUUAGAAAUCCCAUACAACCAAUCUAAUACGUUAACGAUAGACAAACUCAAACAACUUGCUAGUUUAGCAACUAUAUCCGAUUCCAAUAAUAAUACUUUGUUUCGGUCGCCUGGGGGAGUUAUAUCCACGAAGGCUAUCCCAUCGAGCUAUACACUAAACCAGGCUGGAUUUAAGAUAUUAACAAAAACAUAUAACAAAGCUCCACCAUCUAAAGAAGAAGAAAAUGGGCUUAGUAAACCUGAAAAAACAUAUAAUAAAUCAAGUUUUGUGAAUAAAGUAACAGUAGAAAAGGACUACACAAAAGAAAUUGUUAAAGAGCAAUGUGACAAUGCAACAUCAUUUCGGUGUACAUCUGGUUCCUGCUUACCACUCACGUCUCGAUGUAACCGACUAUUAGACUGCCCUAAUGGAGAAGACGAGCAUGCUUGUACUUGCGCGGACUACUUGCGAGCAGAGUUUUCACAGUCUAAAAUUUGUGACGGAAUCGUCGAUUGCUGGGACUAUACGGAUGAAAAUAAAUGUGAGUGGUGCGAAGAAGGACAAUAUGUUUGUGCAAAUGCGAAACAAUGUGUCGAUAAGAAUCGUGUAUGUGAUGGAAAUCCAGACUGUCCGCUUGGCGAUGAUGAAAAAAGUUGUGUUGCUCUUGCUGAUGAGUUAGAGGACAACGAAGUCAUCCCAUACAACGAAGAAGGUUUUGUUAUGGUGCGGAAACGUGGUGUAUGGGGUCGCCUGUGCGUAGACAGUUUCGCGGACGUGGUAGAUGAAGCUCAUAGUUCAUUAAAAUUACCUGAUUUAGGAAAAGCUGUUUGCCGAGCUAUGACAUAUCAUGACUCACCAUGGACCAGAGAAGCGCGGGAAGGUCGCAAAGCGAGUUCAGUGGGCUACUGGGAGGUAUGGCACAACGCUGAGGCACGUGCCGCUGAUACAAGACUUACCUUCCGUCGGGCAACCUGCACAAAACGACGAGCACUACGCGUACGUUGCAAGGAUCUCGACUGCGGCAUCAGACCACACGCUGAUGCUCAGCAACCUAGGGUAGUGGGCGGCGGCGGAGCAGCAGCAGGCGCGUGGCCCUGGCAGGCGGCCUUGUACCGCGACGGAGACUUCCAGUGCGGGGCUACACUCAUUGCUGAUCAAUGGCUGUUGUCGGCUAGUCAUUGCUUUUACCAGGCAACAGAAGCACAUUGGGUGGCACGUUUAGGCGCACUGCGUCGCGGGGCUUGGCCUCGCGGUCCUUGGGAGAGGGUCGCUCGCGUGCGGCAAGUAGUGGUUCACCCUCGAUACGCGCCACGAGGUUUCCGUAACGAUAUCGCGCUACUGCGAGUUGAUCCACUACAAUUACACGCCCGUUUGCGACCCGCAUGUCUCCCACCACUGAGGGCGCAACCGCCCGCAGGCAGACAUUGCACUGUCGUUGGCUGGGGGCAACUUUACGAGCACGAAAGAGUCUUUCCGGACACCCUGCAGGAAGUAGAGCUACCUGUAAUCUCGACAGCGGAAUGCCGACGUCGCACGCGGCUCCUACCAUUGUACCGCGUCACCGAGGACAUGUUCUGUGCAGGAUAUGAGCGAGGAGGCCGUGAUGCCUGCCUGGGCGACUCGGGCGGACCACUCAUGUGCCAGGAGUCUGAUCGCUGGUACAUCUACGGGGUCACUAGCAAUGGGUACGGAUGCGCCCGCGCCAACAGACCUGGCGUCUACACUAAAGUGUCGAACUAUGUAGAAUGGAUUGACACCGUAAUGUCAACGCACACGCCGAAAAAGAACCAUACGCGAGUAGACAGCGGCGAUUACGAAGACGACGACUUCUACGCUGACUUAGAAGCCGCAGAAAACAGACGAGCGACCAGAAUAGACACCUGCAGAGGAUACAGAUGCCCGUUAGGGGAAUGUUUGUCUCUUUCCAGCGUGUGUAAUGGAUUUUUAGAAUGUUCCGAUGGCAGCGACGAGUGGCAAUGUGACAAAAAGAACAAUACGAGAACACAUAGCCCAGAUUAAAAAAAAUCGUAGUUUAAACUACUUAUUCGCCAGUACGCACGUCGUAGAAUAAAAAAAAUAAAUCCGACUGAUAUUUUUAAGUAGAUAAGGAUUUAGGCAUAUCAAUUUUUAGUAAUUAAGCGAAUCAUUUGUAGUAAUUAUUUUCCAAAUUUACAGAUUUCAUUAUUACGAAUAUUGAAAAAUCUUUCUGGGAGAUUUUGCCAUACCGCGAUGUAUCUUGCAGUAGUAUCUGGGACUUGUAAAUAUAGCUGUAAUAAAAUGCCUAGACAAUAUUUCGUUGCUGCAUUGACAAUUCUUAUCCAAAUGUAUUUAUUGAAACACAAUGGAUGACCUUUUCCGUUUAAAUUACUUACCAAUAUGUAAAAUUUUUGAAUGGACGAUGUAAUCCAUGAAAAUUAUGAAAUAAUAAAAAAAUAUCUCAAUUUGUGUAUUCUAUUGAUGUACCACCACCUACAUAUACGUAAAAUAAUAUAAUUAGAAAUGACACACCCUUUUUCUUAUAAAUUACUUUAAUAUCUCGACAAAUAAAUUAACAAAAUGCAAAACUGUAAUACAAUAUUAUAUUCAUCGAAAUAAAAUUUGCAUAAUAAAUAAUUAGAAUGCUUAUUAGAGAAAUCACGAAUAACAUUACAAUUAUUGGAAUACGAAAUGAAAUUGACUAAUUAAUACUUCAAAUCAAUAAAAGACAAAAAUAAUUCUCAUAAAAUAAGACACUUCUAUUAAUUAUAAUAAUAAAUGAAUGUUUACAUGAAUAAAUGUAUUAUAAGUUAUUUGUUAGUAUGAAAUAAGCAUAAGAAAAGAUCGAGAACCUCGCUUGUAAGACGAGAGGGGUUUUAUAAAAUCACUUAAAUAUUACAGACAGCGAGUCGAGAAAGCAAUCUUUUAAAAUUGAGACAAUCACACGCCUUACAACUAACUUAACUAAUCCCGUACCUUAUGGUACUCCAUAGGUUGCGCAUACUCAAGAAAUGUCAAAAAUUAAAAAUCUCAAAAAAACGUGUAUGUAAGGAACAUGUUUACAUAAACGAUUUGAAGGCCUGUAAAUACACGAGUUAUAUAUUAGUUAUCUCUACGUCAUUAUUAAAGUUACAUUUUUUAAAUACUAAGAUCGAGUGAAAUGAGCAGAAACGAAAUGUUAACGAUGACAAAAUGGCGUCGAACCCGAGAACAGAACGCCAAUUACAGUUGCCGAAUUAUAAAAUUUGUGCUUCCAACGAGAUACGAGAGGCGAGCCGCAACAGUGGACUAAUAUUGAACUAGACCGUGCAAAAUAUAUUUUUUCUUAACAGUAAAUUUAAAAAACACACUCGCCUCGAAUUAUUAUUAAUUAAUUCUAAGCGCUUGCAAAUUCCACGCAAUCGUGCUCACAAUCAAUGUUAAUAUCUGAAAUUGAAUGAAAACGGUUGGAUGGAAUAUGCAAGCGAGUUAAUAUAAACUUCUACGUUAAUAAUCGUGUCUGUCUUCGCUUCGUACAAUCAACAGCACAUUAAUUAAUUAAAAAACCGAUAAAUUUCUCCAAAUAGAUUUUAAAUGUUGAUAUAUAUAAUUUGAACUUUUAAAAUCGAUUGCAGAAACUUGAUAAUUUGUAAUAUGUGUUGCUGUAUUGGAUUAUAUACUUUAUAUAUAAAUAAAUUGAGUAUAUGAAAGAGAGGAGUGAUUUUUAACUUACGUAUAUUUAACACCGUUAAUAAUAUACGGUACGCUGAAAUUCAAAUUGAUCUUAAAAAUACCACCCCCAAAUUUGGUGUUACUGUUUUUAAACUACAAUUGUUUUUGCUUCGAAGCGAAGACGGAACGAAAAGCAUGCAUAGGAGUCCAGAAAAACUAUCUAAGCAAAUGUGAAUUCCCGGGCGCAAGUAUUUAUGGAGUGGGGCGGUUAGCCCUUGUUCUCUACCGGGGUGGUGGUCAGCCCGGCCGCUCCCUUCAACACAGUCUUGAACUGUUCCGGUAUGGGAUGCUCAGUCUGGAAGAGAUACAUCUUAUUUAUUCUGCUUGUUUUCAAUUAUGAAAAAUUGGGCUUCAAUAAUACUACUUUUGACUUAAAUUACAAUUAAAU
Diatraea saccharalis (sugarcane borer) is the source of this 4856-nucleotide messenger RNA. The record is from the annotation of a GenBank genome assembly. NCBI's taxonomy places the organism in Eukaryota, Metazoa, Arthropoda, Insecta, Lepidoptera, Crambidae.